GCGAUAUAGUUGUGUAAUCAACCAUGCAAACUUCUGCAUAUAUAUUCAACAUGCCCGGGGAUAUUGGUCACAAACGGUGUGUUCUCGUGCAGCAUGUUGGAAUAUUUGUAAAUAUAAAGCUGACAACCGCAUGAUAAAAAUCGGAUCAAAUCAUCCAGUUACACAAUUUAGAUUGUAACACAGCAAUGGGAUACUUAUGAGUGAGAAACACGAAGGAUGUAAAGGAAAUUGCAUCGUCCAGUCAUUUGAACACGCUUAUUUAAUUGGAGAUAGCAUCAGGAUUGGAUAUGGCAACUAACGUUGAAGAAUCAAAGAAUGUAUCAAAACGUAGUGCUAAAAAGGUCAAAGAGGUCGAUUUAAAACUUUCUGCUGAACACAUUACGCUCACACAAGAGUGUCGUAUAGAGUUAGAGCAGUUUGCAAGUCAGCGUAAGGACUUUUUGCAGAUUAUUGGUGACAUUGACGACAGAGAUACCACAGAAGAUAACAAUGAGGAAGUGAUCUUAAACACUAUUUCUUCAUAUCUUUUGCACGCUUUUAAACAAUACGACAAAAUAGCUUCAAAUGAAGUGUUAUAUAAAGUUCGAGAGAAACUAGGUGAUGUAAUUGCAGAGACAGGGACGGUUGAAAGGCUUUGUGUCUAUGUGAACAAUGCUUUAAACAAGAUGGUCAAACCAACCACAGGUGAUGUAACAGUUACAUCUACCUUGCACAACGUUUUAAAAGUUCUUGCAAACUAUUCUGACGGGUCGAUGAGUUUGUGUCAAGAACUAGCAGAGAACAGGUCGUAUCUUAAAGCAUGUCAACAGUUUCUUGCUCGAAAGGAUAUUUGUAAAAGAAUAAAAGCAAACAAUACUUUGAAAGAUGAUGAUCCGGGCAGUGAUUUCCUAGACUGCUUACUGACAACUUUACAUAAUAUCGCCUCAAGGGAUGAAUUAGCGUUAUCGAUGCAAAAAGUGGGUUUUACCGAUGCACUAAAGUUUCAUCUGUCGAACACGAACAGAAACGUUUGGAUGCAAGUUCUGGCAAUACUUGCUGCCGUAGUGACAGAAGAUGAAUGCGACAUUAUAAAAUCGAACCACAAGCGAGUCGGAGAGUUAUUGAGCGUUUUAGAACAUGGCUUAGAACAAGAAGACCUGCGUUACGAAGGAUGGUCCUGUUUUGAAGUUGCUCAUACUAAGAAGGCUAUCCGUGUGUUGGCAAGAAACGAUGCAAACAAGAGAAUGCUCGUGCAAACGGAUGCGUUUAAAUUGUUGGUGGCUCUUGCAAAAACAGGAGGAAAAAGGGAAAAGAUGGAAAGUAUACAAUCACUUUGGGUACUUUGUUUUGACAAGGACAAUAAAGAGGAAGCUAUUAAUAACAAGGAACUAGGCAUUAAGGAUCUUCUUACUGACCUUAAAGUAUACAAAGACAAAGACAUCGCUAAUACUUCUGUAAGAGUACUUUGGAUAUUACGCGAUGUAUUCGAAACUUCGUCACUCAAACGGACACAGACAUUUGAAAAGGACAAACAUAUAAUGCUAUCCUACAACCAUCAACAUAGAGAGAUAAUGAUGCAAAUUAAAGCGGAAUUACGUCGCCAUGGUUUUACGGUAUGGAUGGACGUGGACAACAUAUCAGGCUCCACCCUUGAGUCCAUGGCUAAAGCUGUAGAGGAGGCUGCAAUCAUAUUGAUUUGCAUGUCGCAGUUGUACAAAGACAGCAAUUACUGUCGUGCGGCUGGAAGUCACAACAUUCAUGUCACCACUUGGUUUAAAACAGAUUUCUGCUGAAAAAGAAAGUAAUCCCGUUGCGAAUGGAUCUUAAUUACAAACCUGAUGGCUGGUUGGGGCUCAUGAUUGGGACAAAACUUUUCUUUGACUUUAGCGGCAAAUAUGAAUUUCAAGACAAAAUGGGAGAUUUGUUAAAAGAGAUUGAUACAAUGUAUCCAGCUCAAUUGUCAAAAGUGCAGCAAAACAAGGAACAGUCACAGGAUGAUGUAGAUGAUAACACCGAUGCUGAUGGACACGAAAGAUCUACAAAAGAAAACGCUUUAUAUAUUGACUCGUCGCCCAAAACAUAUUUGCUUCGAGGUUGCAUUCCCGCAACCAUUUGUGCCGAUGAACUGACGAUGCUGGUGGAGAUGAGACAAGAAGCGCCGGAAUUCUUCUACAAGUGCCUUUAUGAUAUGUACAAAAUUCGCGACCCUGUUAAACUGGCCAAAUUUGUAAAAACUCUCCGAGAACUACGUGAAUAACGUAUCAACACAAAUCAUAUUUACCGAUGCUUUCACCUGGCUUAAACGAACCAGAAUUAAGCGUAGACUUAUGAGCACAUGCGUUUAACAUUGGUCACACUUGUAUCGAUGCAUUCCCUAAUUUGCAUGUAUUUGCUUAUAUUUGUUGUUUGCUAGGUAUGUAAGCGCGGUUGGUUUUCUUAACCAAUUAUAAAAUUGACUUGACUAGACUAUUAGAGUACAAUUUGUGAACGAUAGUGCAAACGUUGGCGCAAUCCCAAAGUAGGAUGUCAUAAGCCAUCCCCGUUGUUUAGAUUCAUUUAUUUGCAUGUCUGUCAUAAACAAAAGGUAUAAAUGGUGUAUAAACGCUGUAUACUGUUAUAAAGGACUUUAGCAGUUUUGAGAAGUGGGGUCAAGAAUACUUAUUGUUAAGAUGUUUUUUAUUGUAUUUGUUUUGCAUGCUAACCAUUUCUAGUUGUUUUAAUUUACAUUAAAGUCAUAGUUUGAUUACUGAGUGGUAUGCUGUGAAUGUAUGUUUUAAUGUAGUGUCAAAUUGUAACCGGUUUGAUGACGAUUCAAAAUAGUUAACCUUUUAAAUCAGAAUUCAAUAAGUGAGUACAGAUAAGUACCAUGGAUAAGUUUGCAUAUUUUUGUACUUUACUUGUACUUUUACUGGUCCAUAAUGACAUAUUGUCCUAAUUAAAUAAAUAUGUUGAUUAUAAGAUUUACCUUAGAAACAUAUACGUUUAAUAUUCUAUGGCGACCACGAUAGUUUAAGGUGUAAAUAAUAAUGUUUGCUUCUGGUUUCUCAACCUACCCUACUCUAACCAUUUUUAUUGCCUUAAGAAUUAUACAUUUUUUUAUUUCUUUGAUAUAUAUUUUUAAUGUCAUGAACGAAGCUUGGGCUAAGUGGUGUAGAGCUGAUUUUUCACAAGGUGUUUUAAAUAUACUACAUAGGAUGUCUCUGUAACGAUUUAUUAAUAACUUGCAUGAAGUGUGAAACUAUGUUUAAAAGGAAUAGUGAUAACAAUAUUGAAGUAUCGUACAAAAAGAUUGUUAUUGUAUUGAAGAGUACUUUUAGCUUGCCCUAAUAACAUAACCCUGCUUAAAGUACUCUUCGAGCAAACAAAUAUGUAGUAUAAGAGUUUUGAGUACUUAUUACUUUAAAAACUGAUAACUAAACACUAAUAGCUUAAUAAUAAUUAAGUCUUUACCAAAGCAUCAUUUUAUUCUCAUUAAUCAGUUUCGUAGACAUAAGUAGAUAAUUUUUAAUAUAGUAAUAUAAUGAGUAUUAUUCCACACUUUUGACAACUUUUUAAUAUGUUAAUGGCUAUUGGGUGUGCAAUGAUAUAAAUGACAAUCAUUAAGUAUGCUUUUUUUAGUGUUUAUUUUGAGCUUGCUUUAGGGGCACAUAUAUCAUUCAAUAAUGGAUACAUUUAAUGAUCAAACAUUGCUUUUAUUUCGUAUUAAAUGUUAUUAUCGUUAACAUUAUUAACAUGUAUCUAAAAUUGAACGUUUCACUUCUUAUAUUCCUAUAUACGCUUGCUGUGCAUAAUAUCAAACAUGUUAUUUAAA
Mya arenaria is the source of this 3790-nucleotide messenger RNA. RefSeq lists its product as uncharacterized. Gene Ontology annotation, biological process: signal transduction. NCBI's taxonomy places the organism in Eukaryota, Metazoa, Mollusca, Bivalvia, Myida, Myidae. The transcript is spliced from 11 exons. Bases 288 to 1772 code for a protein of 494 amino acids. The record is from RefSeq and is a predicted model, not a curated record.